This is a messenger RNA of Cuscuta epithymum, 1878 nucleotides long. The record is from the annotation of a GenBank genome assembly. NCBI's taxonomy places the organism in Eukaryota, Viridiplantae, Streptophyta, Magnoliopsida, Solanales, Convolvulaceae.
CUACGUAAUAUAGAAAGCGGAAGUGCGGAACAAACAAGUUGGUGACUUGGUGCGCUGAAAAAUCAACAUCGCGGACUUGUUCGUUGGAAAGUCUGCCUACCACACGCACAAGAUACGACGACUUGGCUCCUUCUCUACUUUCUUCAUCGCUAUUAGUUGCAUCUGCAAAAGUUCUGGACUCCAUCCUCCAGUCGAAAGGUAAUUUCCCCUUCUUCAAGAAACCGAGUCUUUUAUUCUCUAGGAUUUACGUCCAUCCGUUUACGGAUCUUCAUUUCAUUUCCCCUUUUUGGACUUUAAAUCGUUUUUCCUCGUUUUCGGAAACCGAAUCUAGUAUUUCUUUUUUCUUUUGACGUAAAUAGAAUGUUUAUGAAUGUAGAUUUUCCCAGAACCUAGAAUUGAACGAUCGCGGCAGCUUCUCAGCUUCUGAUAUUCUUCUCCGCCUGUUUUGAGCAAUUCUGAGCACUUUCUGCGCGCGCACAGGUCACCUCUCUCUGUAAGGAAUGGAUCUUUUCUGUUUAAAUGAUGACUCUUCACCUUUUCAGCAAGACAUUAUGAGGUGCCCAUUUUUGCGGAACAUUAAUGAGCCUACAAAUUUCUCUUUCUCAAGCUCCAUGGCAUUCCCAAUGGCUGUACGUGAAGGGAAAGGUCCUAUAUUUGAGGAUGCUCCCAAUUUUGAUAUGGCCUUUAGACUUUUCCACGGGCAGGAUGGUGUCGUCCCACUUUCAGGGAGAUCGCUUAUUCAGAAGGAGAAAUCAGGGUCUGACAAACCAUCAUCAACCCAGUUCAACCCUUUGGCUGCAAGGGCAGCUACCAUUAGCCUCUCAGGUUUGGGACUCGGAGGGCCUUUUGGUUUUGAUGCAUUCUCUAAGAAGUGGAAGAGUCAAAAGAAGAACUCUAAAUCAUCUAAAGAUGGGUCUCCUCCACAGGGAGGAGACACAAAACAUGAAGCACUGAGCAAUGAGUGGUUGCGAAGUGGAAAUUGUCCAAUUGCAAAGUCAUUCCGUGCUGUGAGUAAAGUGAUCCCACUUGUGGCAAAAGCGAUUCGGCCUCCUUCCGGCAUGCAGUUGAAAUGCCCUGCCGCUGUAGUUGCCGCCAGGGCAGCAAUAUCACGAACAGCAUUUGCAAAGAAUCUCAGGCCGCAAGCUCUGCCCACAAAGGUAUUGGUGAUUGGUGUCAUGGGGAUGGCAGCAAACAUUCCCUUGGGAAUAUGGAGAGAACACACAGAGAAGUUUUCUCUUUCAUGGUUCACAGCCGUCCACGCAGCCGUUCCGUUUAUUGGCAUGCUCCGUAAAUCCAUAUUGAUGCCUAAGGCGGCCAUGGCUUUUACUAUUGCAGCCUCAAUUCUGGGUCAGGUAAUCGGGUCACGGGCCGAACGGUAUCGCCUUCAAUACAUUGCGACCCAAAAUGUGGCCCUUGCUGAGAAUAUGACUGAUCAGCAAUGUCUUGAAGCAGUUCCUCCUGGACAAUUGGGGCUUUCUGAUACCGGAAGUCAUGGACCUGUGACACUAAGUGUGGGACAUUGCAGUGGUGAGAUGGUUGACAGGAAUCGGAUUGCUGGACCAUCUUCACCUGUUGGUGUGCUUGGCUAAUUCACAACGUCGAUCUCUGUAUUGACUCAUCUUGUGUCAGGACACUUGAUUGUCUGUAUCGAUCUCUGUAUUUUUCUAUUGUUCAAUUGUGUUUUCGUAAAAUCAGCAUCUGAAUGAGUAAAUAAGAGAAGAGUUCCUCGAAUGAUGAAAAACCCAUGGUUCAUAUUUGGGGUUUGUUUGGUGUUGCUGACUCCUUUAUUGAACUUGUAUUAUACUCCGUAUAUUACUAGAGUAUAUUUUACUAAAUAAAGCUGAAAGAUAUACUCCUUCCACCGUCAAAUAGGUGCAC